AUGACGUACUUCACCAAGGGAAUCCUGGCCUCGUCCCUGCCAUUGGCGUUGGCAUCAGACGUAAUAGAUCCCAUACGCCAUAUAUCAACAUCAUGCAUUCCCAACGACGAAAGCCAGCCUCCUCUCCUCCCCUCUACAUUGAAUAAUCGUCGUGCAUACUUUUUCUUGGAUAACGGUUCAUCAUGUAGUGUAGUAUCCAUUGAUACCUUAAAGGAGUUUGGUUUUUCGUUGGAAUUGCAGCCCUCCCAUACGACCAUCUGCGGUAAUCUACUACUGGGUCAUGAUUUCUUGUUCAGAAGCGGCAUUUCCCUGCAUCCACAAAGUAAUUCCAUCAUCUUCAAUGGUGUUAAGUACCCCCUGAGAGAGCCCUCAUACGGCACGGCACUGGUGUUAACAGACCAUGUACGAGUAAAAGGCUGCGCAGCUUUGCCUUCACUUUAUAAAAUAGUAAAUGGUAAAUGCCAGGUACACCUCAUGAAUUUGACCCCAGUCCCCCUCGAGAUUAGAGGAGGCGUACCUGUACUUAACUUCGAAUUCACCGAUCUCCCAAUCCGCGAAUUCGACUUGCCUACUCCCUCCCCCGUCUGCGCAGCAUCACAUAGCCCUCCCCAGGUUAACAAUGAAGUUCUUCAAGAUAUUCUGUCACAGAAAUUAGCCUUUCAGGACGGCUAUAAUAUCUUGGAAAAGAUUUUUCACGAUUACCCGACCGUACUGCCGUCAAAAGACCGUCUCAUAGGAAGUACUGAUCUGAUUGAACACUCCAUUUCCCUCGAGCCUGAUGCGAAACCAGUUUACAUUCCAUCAUAUAAAAUCCCGCAUUCAAAGCGGAAGGCUCUCGAAAAUGAAGUGCAAGGAAUGCUGGACAUGAACUUAAUCAAGAGAAGUAAUUCGCCCUGGGCCAGUCCCAUGAUUCUCGUCCCCAAGAAAGACGGAUCAUUUAGACCCGUCGUAGAUUACCGUAAGCUUAACGCAGUAACUAUUCCAGAACCGUUCCCUAUUCCGAAUCUCCGUCUGUUGUUGCAAGAUAUUGGCUCCGGAAAUUUAGUUUUCUCCACUCUUGACCUGGCUAAGGGUUUCUUGCAAGUGCCAGUAGCUAAAGAAAGUCGACCACUUACCGCAUUCUCUACUCACAUGGGACACUUCGAAUUCCUGAGAACACCAUUUGGCUUACGUAAUUCUCCUCUCACCUUCAGUAGAUUGAUGUCAAUCGUGCUCAGUGGUAUGAUUAACGAUCAGGUUAUGGUUUACCUGGAUGACAUUUUAAUAUGUUCCCAUCAGUCUCUGAACAUGAGAAAAGUUGCGUCAGGUCAUACCCUAACGUCCAAUGGCAUUGCACCCAAUCAGAACAAAGUACAAGCCGUGAUUGACUUCCCCAGACCACAAAACCAAAAAGACCUGAAGUCCUUCCUUGGUCUUUCCGGUUUUUAUAGACCAUUUAUCAAAGAUUACGGAUCUAUUGCGCAACCCCUCACGACGCUGCUUAAGAAAGACGUACCCUUUGUGUGGGCCAAAGAGACAGAGGAUUCCUUCCUGCAACUGAAGGCAUUGCUAGCCAACGCACCUGUUCUGGCCUUCCCUGAUUUUGAGUUGCCCUUUGUGCUCACGACUGACGCGUCUAGCGUAGGAUUAGGCGCAACACUUCACCAAAAGGUAAAUGGCAAGCUGCGCCCCAUUGCCUUUGCAAGCAGGACCCUCAAACCCGCAGAGCGGUCGUAUCAUACUACGGACCGUGAACUCUUAGCUAUCACCUAUGCACUCCGUCACUUCCGGGAGUUGAUACUCGGUUAUAAGAUAGAAGUACACACCGACCACUCCGCUCUCACGACCGCCCUUCACGGCAGAGAUCCCCAUGGAAGACGGGCACGUGCCAUAGAAGUCUUAGCCGAAUACGACGUAACGAUCGUCUAUUUACCUGGCCGGCAAAAUGUCGUCGCGGAUGCUCUCUCCCGCGCACCCUUGCCAUCCCCCGCGGAAUUACAGGCCUCCGACAGCGGCCUGCUCUUCAGAAGAGCCACCCCCAAGAAAAUUAAAGGACGUCGGGGCCUCGUGAGAGACGUCGUAGUAAUUCCGGAAUCACUCGAACCAAGAGUCCUUCAACUCGUACACGAGUCGCGGGAAGCAGCACAUUGCGGAGUGUAUAAAGCCAUUCAGAUGGCCAGACAGAGAUUUUUCUUCCCAUUACUCAUAACAAAGGUAAAGAAGCACGUUAAGUCUUGCAAAGUUUGUCCUUAUUUCAAAGGCUCUACCAACCAGCCCGCCCCUGCCUUGCGAUAUGACGUCCCGGAUUUUCCCUUUGAGAAGGUCUCCUGCGACACUUUAUCAGGUUUUGUAACCACGCGUAGUGGGAAUAAACACAUUCUCGUAUUCGUGGAUAACUUUACCAGGUAUUGCGAGCUAGUCCCUGUCCCAAAUAAAUCCGCGAAAGUCGUUGCAAAGGCCUUCCAUGACUUCAUCCAACGGUACACCACACCUACACCACAGAGCAAUGGCAUUACCGAGCGCCUUAAUGGUUCUAUUCUAACGUUUAUGAGAUCACUGGUCGACACCACAUCUGACAACUGGGACGACCUCCUCCUCACCAUCCAAUCCGCCAUUAACAGCACUUUCCAUUCAUCCCUUGGAGAUACUCCACACUUCCUCUUGUAUGGCUCAGACAAGAGACUGCCGUAUGACCUUUUCCAGACUAGACGCAAGCCUGAAUACUCGGACAGUUAUGCAGAAUAUCUCUUAAACAGAAAUAAGAUCGCGUUCCAGAAAGCUAAAGAGUUUCUUACAAAAUCUAGGGAUCAAAUACUGUCAUACCAACAUAAGAUUGCGCGCGCUAAGUCCAUAGGUGUCGGCGCCUUAGUUUUCAGAAAAGUACACACCAGUGACUCCAUGCGUCCUAAACUCGCCCUCGCUUUGACGGUCCAUGCUCGUUCUGAUGCUCCUGCCAUGGCUUCACCCUUGCUCGCCGAGCCAGGCCUACCCGAAAGGUUACGCGCCGUGCCCGGUGCAUUAAUCGAAAAUCUAGGCACAGUAUUCCCGAUAUCGAGUAAUAUCGAA
Molecule: messenger RNA, 3045 nt
Organism: Penaeus vannamei (Pacific white shrimp)
Lineage: Eukaryota; Metazoa; Arthropoda; Malacostraca; Decapoda; Penaeidae
Source: RefSeq, a predicted model, not a curated record